AUGAUCCCUGACAAGAAAUCAUAUGCUGAGCUCCAGCUUGCGGGGGACGCUGCACUGCAGAAUGGGGAUCUGGAAGCAGCAGAGCAACACUUUGUGUCUUCGCUUAAACAAGUUCAUAACCGACAGUCGCCUCGACUCCAUGAAGAGGAAGAGUGUCUGCGCAAGCUCGGAGAGGUGUACGUCAGACGAGGCGAACAGACAAAAGACGGGCAGGACUUCGCUAAAGCUACGGCGCUCUACAACGCCGCUCUGGUCAGGAACGGCGACAAGCAGCUUCUCAUCCACUCCAUCAAGGAAGCCGAGCGGCUGUUUCUGUACCAUACCGUGAGAAUCGACUGCAAACCAUCGCCCUACGAGACCGACAUCCAACACAAGAAACGGCUGGAAAAGUACAGAACUGAAGUCAAAGCCCGUUUAGACACGAUCCACAAGGACCACAAUCCGUACCAGUAUGACGAAGACGACCCUAUAGUCAAAGAAGUCGAGAAGAAACGAGCAGAAUCUGUAAAAGACUUGUUCAAGGACAUAUCAGAACAGAGGAAAUGCUUCAUCAAAAACCUUGUUGAAGAGUGUAUCGAGACAAUCGGACCGCCGCCAUGUCAGUACGCUAUGGUAGGUUUGGGCUCGCAGGCUACAGAACUGGUCACUCCGUACUCCGAUCUGGAGUUCGCCAUCCUGACAGAGGAGGACAAAGACAUCCCUGAAAAUAAAAACUACUUUCUGAACCUCACCUGUUACCUGUACUUAAAGAUCAUCAACCUGGGAGAGACCAUUCUCCCAGCAGUGGCGAUAAAGUCUCUGAACGACUUUCACUCAGAAGACCCGACGGACAACUGGUUCUACGACUCUGUCACUCCUCGCGGCUUCGCGUUUGACGGGGCCAUGCCAUGGGCGAGCAAAACGCCGUUCGGCAGAGAGAAGACGAGAAGCAAGCCCGCCGUGAGCCUGAUACAAACGCCUGCAGGCAUGGCUGAGUUCCAGCGACAUGACAUCGCCCUCCGUCAUGGUUACCACCUGUCCAGCAUACUGAGGUACGUCUCCUAUCUGACUGGGGAUCAGACACUGGUGGACGACUACACGGCAAGAGUCAUUCAAGAGCUAGGAACAUUUGACGAUCAGCAAAAGACCACAGCUGCAGUUAGGUUUGCACGAGCUGCUCUCAAUCUUGCUAUGCAGGAGAGCUUUAGAUUUGGAGAUCAGGAAGUGACCGACAAGAUACUAGACGUUAAGAAAGCGAUAUACCGUUUUCCUGCUGUUGCUAUUAUGAAUCUGGCCCUUCUUUGGAACGUGUACGCUACAAGUGUCUGGGACGUCAUUGAGGAAAUGGAAGAGGCAGGCGUCUUUAGUAAAGAAGAUGCUCACCACCUUCAGGUACUGGUCAGCAUCUCAGGUGAGCUGAGACUUCGGACGUACCUGGAGCUCGGGGGCCAGAAGGAAAACUUGUCGGGUCUGAUGGCAAUGCAGAGACAACAGGAAAUAGGUGGUGAAACCCUUCUCAAAUCAGUGUUUUACGUACCAGACCAGAAGAUGCUGUUUAGGUACCACUACACAGCUACUCCUCUUAAGAACAACAUCAGAUUCGGUCGAAUCGCAGUGGGAUUCUAUGAUGCCUCUCCCAGGGUUAAGGCAUUUAUAUGCACAGGGGUUUUGAAGUUCAAGGCAGCGAUAUCCUAUACAGAGGAGGCACUGAGACAGUUGGAAGACGGGCGAGAUGCUGUAGCAAAUACACAUGGUCCCAAAUGGAGCCAUCAUCUCAAGGCUUGUCUCCUGGGAAUCAAUGGUGCUAAUUACACCAAACUUGGUGACCACAGAAAGGCUAUCAGCUGCUGGGAAGAACAGCUCAAGGUCCAGCAGCAGCUCCCUGAUUAUGAUUCAAUGCACGCCGAGAUGGUCCGCACGUAUGGAAACCUUACAAUGGCCUGCACUAAGAUGUAUCAAGAAUACUAUGGACAGACCACCACACACCCUGGUACUGCCGAAUCAUUUGCUUGUAUGGGGCAAGUUCUCGAGAAAUCUGGAGAUUACGUCAAAGCAAUCAGUUAUUACGAAGAAGCGCUGAAGAUGGCGGAAGAGCUUUUGGGCAAGAAUACGGAACAUCCAGAAAUUGCUAAGGUGCUAAGAAACCUUGGAUCAGCAUGUCGUAAAGCAGGAGAACACACGAAGUCCCUCCAGUACUACGAGCGGGCGCUGGAAAUCAACAAGGCCAUACACGGGCAGGAUGCGACUCACCUUUCUAUUGCUGAGUCGCUCUGUAGCCUCGCAAUGGUUUACAAAGAGGUUGGAGAGCACAAACAAGCUAUUCAGCUCCUCCAGCAGGCCUUAAACAUGAUGAAAAUCAUCCACGGCAGAAACGAAACAGGAGACGACGAGGUACGCCAUCCAGACAUUGCACGUGCUCUCAAUAAUCUGGGGCAGCUGUGGGAUAUUUCUGGUGACAAUGAGAAAGCUCUUGAGUUUUUUGAACAAGCAUUGAAGAUGAAUCGGGAGCUCCAUGGCCAGAACACCCCACAUCCUGAAACCGCCUGUACACUCGCUAAUAUGGCACGAGCUAUGGAAAAAUCUGGAAAUAACUCCAAAGCAAUCAGUCUUUUUAAAGAAGCACUGGAGAUGAUGGACGCUUUGGGGCUUUUGGAUAAAAUGAAAGACCCAGACCCGUUAAGCAACGUUGGAUUAGCGUGGCGUAUGACAGGAGAACACGAGAAGGCCCUGAAAUACUGCGAGCGGGCACUGGAAAUCUGCAAGGGUAUCCACGGACAAAAUGCGGCUCAUCCUGCUAUUGCUACAUCUCUCAGUAACCUUGCAACAGUUUACAAAGAGCUUGGAGAACACACAAAAGCUAUUCAGCUCCAGCAGGCCUUAAACAUGAUGAAAAUCAGCCACGGUAGAAACGAAACAGGAGACGACGAGGUACGCCAUCCAGACAUUGCACGUGCUCUCAAUAAUCUGGGGCAGCUGUGGGAUAUUUCUGGUGACAAUGAGAAAGCUCUUGAGUUUUUUGAACAAGCAUUGAAGAUGAAUCGAGCGCUCCAUGAUCAGACCACCCCACAUCCCGAUACCGCUUGUACGCUCGCUAAUAUGGCACCAGCUAUGGGAAAAUCUGGAAAUAACUCCAAAGCAAUCCGUCUUUCAGGAGAAGCACUGGAGAUGAUGGACUCCUUGGGGCUUUUGGAUAAAAUGAAAAGCUCAGACCUUGCCUUGGCGCUAGGCAACCUUGGAUUAGCAUGCUGUUUGACAGGAGAACACGAGAAGGCCCUGAAAUACUGCGAGCGGGCAUUGGAAAUCUGCAAGGGUAUCCACGGGCAGGAAGCGGCGCACCCUUCCAUUGCUACAUCCCUCAGUAACCUCGCGGCGGUUAAACAAGCACUUGGCGACUACUCAAAAGCUAUUCAGCUGUACGAAGACGCGUUGGACAUGUUGAAGGUCAUCCAUGGUGCGAACGGAACACAUGAAGGGAAAGAACCGCGCCAUCCCGACAUUGCCUGUGCUCUCAGUAACCUGGGACACGUUUGGAAUAUUACCGGUGAUAACAAAAAAGCCCUUUUGUUCUUUGAAAAGGCGUUACAGAUAUACCAAGAGCUCUACGGCCCGACCAACCAACAUUGUGAGACCGCCAGAGCACUCACCAACAUGGGAAUAGUUCAGGGAAAAUUAGGAGAUCACGUCAAGGCAGUAAGAGAACACGAGAAGGCCCUGAAAUACUGCGAGCGGGCAUUGGAAAUCUGCAAGGGUAGCCACGGGCAGGAAGCGGCGCACCCUUCCAUUGCUACAUCCCUCAGUAACCUCGCGGCGGUUAAACUAGCACUUGGCGACUACUCAAAAGCUAUUCAGCUGUACGAAAACGCGUUGGACAUGUUGAAGGUCAUCCAUGGUGCGAACGGAACACAUGAAGGGAAAGAACCGCGCCAUCCCGACAUUGCCUGUGCUCUCAGUAACCUGGGAAACGAGAACACGAGAAAGUCCCUCCAGUACUACGAGCGGGCGCUGGAAAUCAACAAGGCCAUACACGGGCAGGAUGCGACUCACCCUUCUAUUGCUGAGUCGCUCUGUAACCUCGCAAUGGUUUACAAAGAGGUUGGAGAGCACAAACAAGCUAUUCAGCUCCUCCAGCAGGCCUUAAACAUGAUGAAAAUCAUCCACGGCAGAAACGAAACAGGAGACGACGAGCGGGCACUGAACAUGCACAAGAGGAUACUGGAAAUGAACAAAGGUAUUCAUGGGGAAGAUGCGGUUCACCCUGCCAUUGCCGAGUGUCUCAGUGACCUCGCGGGAGUUUACGAAGACCUCAGAGACCACACAAAAGCCAUGCAGCUCUACCAGGAAGCUUUAAACAUGAUGAAAAGCAUCCACGAACUGGUGUAG
Messenger RNA from Branchiostoma belcheri (Belcher's lancelet), 4359 nucleotides. RefSeq names its product tetratricopeptide repeat protein 28-like. Gene Ontology annotation, molecular function: protein binding. The record is from RefSeq and is a predicted model, not a curated record. Lineage: Eukaryota; Metazoa; Chordata; Leptocardii; Amphioxiformes; Branchiostomatidae.